AUGUCUCCUCUAGUUACUGAUUAUAAUGAAAUGUCAGCUGAAGAUAAAGUUGUUUAUCUAGAAGGAAAGUUAGGAGUACUUGAGAGACGGAUGGAACAAAGACAGGUGAUGGAAAUAAAAGAGAAUAGACGUAGGGAAGAGAUAGCACUAUCUCAAGGAGUAAGAGAAGAAAGAUUGAAAAGAGAAGUCAGAAAACUACAAGCUGAAAUUGGGGCUUGGCAAGUACAAUUAGCAGCUGCUAAUGGUCAACUUAGUAGGAAAAGGUCUAAAAGUAGUUUAUGUAAUAGUUUGGGUAAUGUCUUAAGUAGUAAUGGUUUGAGUAAUAACGUAAGUAAUGGUUUGGGUGGUGUUAGUAGUAAUAGUAAUAGUAUUGAUAAUAGUAAUGUUAAUGGUUUAAGUAAUAACGUAAGUAAUGGUUUAAGUAUUGAUAAUAGUAAUAGUAAUAACGUAAGUAAUAUCUUAAGUAAUAACGUAAGUAAUAACGUAAGUAAUAGUAAUAACGUAAGUAAUAACGUAAGUAAUAACGUAAGUAAUAACGUAAGUAAUGGUAGUAAUGUAUGUACUACUGGUGAUAUUAAUAAUGGUAAAGUGAGUAAUGAUAAUGGUGAUAUUAAUAGUGAUGAUAAUGUGAGUGGUGGGGUUGAGNGAGGAGAUGAAGGAGCCGGUGCGGUUGAGUUUGAAGGACUUAUCGGUUAG
This is a messenger RNA of Nematocida homosporus, 696 nucleotides long. RefSeq lists its product as uncharacterized. Lineage: Eukaryota; Fungi; Microsporidia. The transcript has a single exon. The record is from RefSeq and is a predicted model, not a curated record. Bases 1 to 696 code for a protein of 231 amino acids.